Magallana angulata is the source of this 893-nucleotide messenger RNA. RefSeq lists its product as uncharacterized. The record is from RefSeq and is a predicted model, not a curated record. NCBI's taxonomy places the organism in Eukaryota, Metazoa, Mollusca, Bivalvia, Ostreida, Ostreidae. Bases 1 to 849 code for a protein of 282 amino acids. The transcript has 4 exons.
AUGUACCAACAUAUAUACAGAAUGAAUUUAUGUUGCGGAUUUAUCAUAACAAUUUAUCCACUUCUAAUUCUAUCGAACCAAUUUGAGUAUAUUUUGAAGAGAGAAGAAGGCAAAAGGCUGAAUGCGACAUUCAAGAUAGUUCCAUACUGUGGGAUACGCAUGUGCAUAGACAAAUGUCUCCAAAACUCUGGAUGUCGGUCAGUGAACUAUAAUUCGAAGUCUUUGGCGUGCGAGCUGAAUUUUGUGGGCCACAGUUCUUAUCCAUCUCUGUUACAGUCCGCAGUUGAAUUUGAAUAUCUCGAUAUUGCCACAGAGCACUUGGAAGAAAAUUGCAGUGUUCAGAAUGUUGAAUGCGUAGCUUUGCAUACAAGUGAGAAAAAAUGCAUCCGAUCCUCAUCUAAAAUGGUUGCCCCUGAGAACGUUGCAUUGAGUAAAACUGUUUACUCUUCUUCCGUCUACGAAGAAAAUUAUGCAGAUCAUGAUGUAAAGUACAUCGUUGAUGGGAAUUCUGGGAGAGCGUUUGGAAUUUGUGGAUCAACAUAUAUCGAGAUGAAACCAUGGAUACUGAUCGAUCUAGGUCAAGUUUACCAAAUCAGACAGUUGAACGUCGUUGUCUAUAAUUUAGGUUACCCGGACACUACAUGUGCGUUCUAUGACAUCAGAAUUGGUUUGACAACAAACACAAGCGAAAUGACUCUCUGCAAUACAGACAGCCAAUAUGUAUCCAAGAUAGUUGAAUGUCAACAAUGCAUCGUGGGACAAUUUGUCCACUUUCAGUUAAAUAAUAAUGUCAACUGCCACCUUCAUUUCUGUGAAGUUGAGAUAUUUGCGGUAAAGCAUAUGUUGUAGACACAUCGCGAAUCACAUCAUUGUUUGUGGGAGAUCAAUGUUAA